UUUGUUCUGGUCACUAUAUAUAUAAUAACCAAUUUGCUACAAGCUUCACAUUAUCAAGUCCCUCCAAGAGCCCUUCCAACUAGAGAAAAGAUAUGGAGUAUAGUGGUCAUGAUUUGUUGGAGGAACUCUUGUCUCUCAGAACUGACCCCUGGGAUUUUGCUACCAAUUUUCCAUUAGAAAUGAACGAUUUCUACAAUAACAUUGCUGCUUGUAGUAAUUUUGAUCAUUUUCUCGAAAAUCCUUUUCUUGAUACCACACAACCCUUUUGUUUUGAAGAGUUUUCGAGUUUCCCAUUCGAUCAGCAAAGCCUUAAUGUCUCCUCCACAUUCAAUGUGUCUUUUGGAAAUGAAAUCGCGACAUCAGUCCCACAACUCACCUAUGAUUCUUCGUCGUUUAAUACACCCUCAUAUGUUCCUCUAGAAGAAGAGUACUCGUCGCGAGCUGUUGCUAAUUCUUGUAAAGUAGAGCUAACUCAAUCCCCUGAGUUGCCGGUUUUCAACCAAGGAGUUUGCUCUGAGAAGAAGACUAAAGGCAAGAGACUCAACGGAGAGCAAUCCAAAAAUCUGAUGGCUGAGAGAAGACGAAGAAAACGUCUCAAUGACAGGCUUUCCAUGCUUAGAUCUGUUGUUCCUAAGAUCACCAAGAUGGACAGGACAUCAAUACUCGGAGACACCAUAGAUUACAUGAAUGAGCUUCUGCAGAGAAUCAAGAAUUUGCAAGAAGAAAUGAAUCCAAACCAGCAUGAGCUAACCUCGGCAUCUAUUUUAAAAAAUGUGAAGCCUAAUGAAGUUCUUGUAAGAAAUUCACCAAAGUUUGAUGUGGAAAGGCGAAAUGUGGAUACCCGAAUAGAAAUAUGUUGUGCUGCCAAGCCUGGUUUACUAUUAUCAACUGUGACAACAUUAGAAGCAUUAGGCCUUGAUAUUCAGCAUUGUGUCAUUAGCUGCUUUAAUGACUUCGGAAUGCAAGCUUCUUGUUCAGAGGAGAUGGAUCAGAGAGGAGAUAUAAGUCCAGAAGACAUGAAGCAAGCAUUAUUUAGAAAUGCAGGGUAUGGAGGAAGGUGUUUGUAGAGGGGUUUCUUUGUCCUCGAAAGUGAAGGCUUGUGGUGCAUACUGGAUCUUCAUUAUGAUGUGAUUUUUGUCUUAUUUGGAGUAGUACAAGUAACAGGCUGCUUAAAUUUAUUUGUUAUUCAAAUUAUUUAUAUGCUUAAAUUAUUUAUGCGACUGGUAAUUUAAAAUUCAA
Messenger RNA from Daucus carota subsp. sativus, 1239 nucleotides. RefSeq names its product transcription factor bHLH93. Gene Ontology annotation, cellular component: nucleus. Gene Ontology annotation, molecular function: sequence-specific DNA binding; DNA-binding transcription factor activity; protein dimerization activity. The record is from RefSeq and is a predicted model, not a curated record. Lineage: Eukaryota; Viridiplantae; Streptophyta; Magnoliopsida; Apiales; Apiaceae. Bases 93 to 1067 code for a protein of 324 amino acids. Gene Ontology annotation, biological process: regulation of DNA-templated transcription. The transcript has 4 exons.